Micropterus salmoides (largemouth bass) is the source of this 3625-nucleotide messenger RNA. RefSeq names its product equilibrative nucleoside transporter 4-like. NCBI's taxonomy places the organism in Eukaryota, Metazoa, Chordata, Actinopteri, Centrarchiformes, Centrarchidae. Gene Ontology annotation, biological process: nucleoside transmembrane transport. Gene Ontology annotation, cellular component: plasma membrane. The record is from RefSeq and is a predicted model, not a curated record. Gene Ontology annotation, molecular function: nucleoside transmembrane transporter activity; monoamine transmembrane transporter activity.
ACUUUGAGGAGCCGAUCCCUGAUGACCGUUACCAUGGCAUCUUUGCUAUGCUAUUGGCUGGAGUGGGUUUCCUGCUUCCCUACAACAGCUUCAUCACUGGGGACUACCUGCACCACAAGUUUGAAGGGACGUCCAUAGUGUUUGACAUGAGUCUGACCUACAUCCUGGUGGCUCUGUUGGCCGUCAUCCUCAACAACGUGCUGGUGGAGAGACUCAGCAUGCACACCAGGAUCACUGUGGGUUACAUCUUAGCUCUCGGGCCACUGAUCUUUGUCAGCGUGUUUGAUGUGUGGCUGGCAAAGUUUACCACCAGGCAGGCUUACAUCGUCAACCUCGUGUCAGUGGGAGUGGUGGCCUUUGGAUGUACAGUGCAGCAGUCCAGUUUCUAUGGUUACAUGGGGAUGCUGCCCAAGAGGUACACGCAGGGGGUGAUGACAGGAGAGAGUACAGCAGGAGUGAUCAUCUCCCUGUCUCGCAUCUUCACCAAGCUGCUGAUCUCAGACGAGAGGAGGAACACGCUUAUCUUCUUCCUCGUCUCCAUCAGCAUGGAGAUGCUCUGCUUCCUGCUUCACCUGCUGGUCCGCCGCUCCCGAUACGUCCGUUACUACACCAACCACGCCCAGGGCAAAGGCCCGGGCAAAGGUCAUGACCCGCGUGACAGCGGGACGGGAUACCGGGUUCACCAUGAUGUCACCGCAGAGGAAGGAAAUAGUGGAACAGGACCGUCUACUACAGAGGAAGGCAUUGAGGACAUUGUUGGUGGGAUGUACGUGCGAUUUGACGCCCCUACAGCCAAGAUAAGGAAGAGCUGGCCCGGUGUCCGCGACAUGAUCUUGCAUCGUUACGUGGUGUCCCGUGUGAUCUGGGCCUACAUGUUGUCUAUAGCGGUGACCUACAGCAUCACUCUGUGUCUGUUCCCCGGCCUGGAGUCAGAGAUACGAAACCCAACCUUGGGGGAAUGGCUCCCCAUCCUCAUCAUGGCCACCUUCAACAUGUCUGACUUUGUUGGCAAGAUCCUGGCAGCGCUGCCGUACGACUGGUCUGGAGGCCGCCUGCUCUUCUUCUCCUGCCUGAGGGUGGUUUUCAUCCCUCUGUUCGUCAUGUGUGUGUACCCUGCGAACGCACCCACCCUGUCCCACCCUGCCUGGCCCUGUCUCUUCUCCCUCCUCAUGGGAGUCACCAAUGGCUACUUCGGUUCUGUGCCGAUGAUCCAGGCUGCUGGCAAAGUGCCGCCCGAACAGAGGGAGCUGGCAGGGAACACCAUGACAGUCUCCUAUAUGACGGGCCUUAUGGUGGGCUCCGCUGUGGCGUACGCAGCUUACAGCUUCACCGUUCCUGAAUCAGGAACACGCAUCUCCACACUCAACUUACACCCACCUGCAAACGCUACCGGGUAUUGAAUGUCCACACACCUGAAUAAAACACACACACACACCAAUGUAAACACACAUACAUGUACACACACCUGAAGCCAUUUACACACAUGAGGCCAGGAGAAGCAGCUCAGACUGAUGGACUCGUGUCCUGCACCAGGGGACGAGAAGAACUCUUUAAAGAACUCUUUAAAGUUUAUAAUCGGAGAGAUUAAUUCUUGCUUCGAUUUGGCUCUUUGGAUAAAUAAAGUGGAAUAAGAGACAGAAAGUGGGAUUGAGGCCCCAUCCACACUACUCCGUUUUUAUUUAAAAACUAAGUUUUAAAAUGAAAACGAUCUCUGUCCACACCAGUGUUUUAGCUGUGUAUCAGAGUUGAUCUCCGUCUAUAUUAACAGCUGAAAACACACAUCUAGUGGCCGUUCACUCACACUGGGUGUGCAUGUGACGGUGUAAACAUGAAGCAGAUAGCAGAUGGUCUACUCCGUAGUUACAGAAGAUUUGGCAAAAGAAUAAAGAAAUACAGACGAAGAACCACACCAGAUAAUUCUUAUACAUGGACCAACAACGAGCUGGAUCUGUUACUGAAUGUAACACGGGAAUUAAAAGCAACUGUGGCGGCGGAAAACAGACUGGAAGUCGUUGCAAAGUAAAUACGGUGAAAUGCAGAGUACAAGUGUAGGCUAUUCAUAGUUUUCAGUCACGUGACAUGCGCGGUGACCUGGAGGGCAAAACAACUGACUUACAUAGUGGCUCACACCGCGACUACCCCCUACAGACGCUGCAAAAGCAGUCAAAUUUUAUUUGGAUCACCUUUCAACUUAAAAAAAAGAAAGAUAUGAACACAAACUGUAAGUGUUGGACAUAUCCAAUCCAUGUAACGUUACAGCAUCCGCUGACGCAUUGCUACCAUUAAAAAGCAUCAGGUCCCUGCCGCCGCUUGACUGCGGUAAUGUUUAGCCUACUUUUACUUUCUGAGCCUUGUCUCCUUCUCGAUAAGUAAACAACCAUCCAGCAUUUCCAGCUACUCAAAGUAACAGUGUAUCACUUGUUUACUGGUUGGCAGGCAGCGGAAAAUAACGUAUUUUUUGCCCUUCAUGGGAGCAUUUUCCUUGGAAUGUGACCCCACGUGAAAAUUAUGAAUAAAAUAUUUUAAGAAAAAUACCAAUUAAAAAACUCUGUCAGUGGCAUCAUGUUUUCUGCUUUGCAUGACUUAAAAGACCCUAUCAGAGAUCUAAACGUGAGCGUCUGCAUCAUCGUUUCUAAAGUCCUUAAUUUUUGCCCAUCAGCACCAAAACACUACCUAGAGUUUUAAAACGAAAAACGGUGUCGGCAGCGUUUUCAAACUUUGCUGUUUAGGUCUUCGUUUUCGCCGUUUUAGUCUGAAGGUGCAAACGUAGCAAAAGGUCUCAGUUUUAAAACCAAAAUGUAGUCGUGUGGAUGGGGCCUUAGUAGUGGAAGAAAUUAUGUUAAACAGUGCAAACGUAGCAGGUUUCCCACUCUCUCAGCCUGCCCAUCUGGUGACCUUCAAAUGUGUCAGUUCUGCUGUUGUGAACUUUACUCUCGAGGUGAAGAACAGGAGCGCAGCCAGCCAACAGAAGCUCUUUGAGUGUCUCACAGUGAAAUUAUUGUCUGCAUGUGUGUGCCAACAGACCGACUGACAUUUGUACAGUGUAAAGCCAAGUGAUGUUUUGCUGCAGGCAACGAAGGAGGAGAUGUUGUGUCAUAGGUCACUUAUGUUUCAUACAUUUAAUGAUUUCUCAGAACUGUAUUCAGAAUAGAGAGAUGCUGCCAGUGGGAAUUCUUCUGGGCCAGUUGUUUCAGCUCUUUUCUUUCCUCUGCUGAAUAUAUGAUUGAGGCCUUUUGACAGUGAGUUCCAUCCAUAGUGAUUUGAUUCAGAUGUUUGAUUGAACUCGUCUGAUUGCACCAUUUAAAAACUAUAAAACUAUACAAUAAAAGCAACUUACACAGAGCCACAUUUAAUUGACAGUGAAACAAAAGUCGGAGCGUGUUUAGCUCCUGAAAUGUGACGUAUUUGCGGUUAUAGUGGAAUCCUAACCACAAUGUUGCUAUGCUAGCUGCUACAACCCACUAGCUAAUGGUCAAGUGUGGUUUUAUAUGAUGGGCGUUGUUAGCGAGUCACCCAAAAUCACAUUUGCUUGGACACAUUUAUGUAUAUCAUAAUGUACAGGAAGGAAAGAAGAGGGCAUUUGAAUUACAUGUAUUUUGUCUAUUAGGAGUGAUUACUGAACAGU